AACUAGAUUAUAUUUUUAGGAUAUUCAGUAAUGGAAGGAGGGUGUCAACAUUCGGACACAAUCUAGAAACAGGCUAUUUUAACGCAACUUUGCGUCAAGUUUCAAAAUCUAAGAUCUGCAUCAACAGAAUUAAGAAGCUGUUGGGGUGUUGUUUUGUUUGUAAAGAUUUCUCUUUUGUCAGUCGCGGGAAAUAUAACGGCCUACACAAAGUUUCAAAAUGUUUUCUUCUGGCUUCAAAUCUCAGAGGCUCAGGGUAAACCUCAAGCUUGCUAUCAAUCGGCUCAAAAUGUUGGAAAAGAAGAAGACUGAAAUAGCGAUGAAGUCAAGAAAAGAGAUUGCAGAUUUUAUUCAAGCCAAUAAAUUUGACAGGGCAAGAAUACGGGUUGAGCAUAUCAUUAGAGAAGAUUACUUGGUUGAAGCAUUGGAGUUGGUUGAAAUGUACUGUGACCUUCUCCUUGCUAGAUUUGGUCUUAUUGAAACAAUGAAGUAUUGUGAUGAAGGGCUUGUUGAGCCUGUCUCCAGUAUAAUUUGGUCAGCUCCCAGGCUUUAUUCGGAUGUCCAGGAACUUAAAAUAAUUGAAGAGCAGUUAAUUUUGAAAUAUGGAAAAGAGUUUGGUCAGCAGGCAAGAACAAAUAUAAACAAUACAGUAAAUGAAAAACUUAUCAUAAAAAUGAGUCCACAGGCUCCUCCAAAAUUGCUGGUUGAAAGAUAUCUUAUGGAAAUCGCAAAAAAUUACAAUGUGUCAUAUGAGCCUGAUCCUGAUGUCAUGCUGAGUGAGGGCAUUCCAUCGAUUGACUCAAAAGAAUUUGACAACAUUGGCUCAUUUCAAGGCGGUCCAGGUGGGCCAAGUGCACCAGGUGGUGGAAGUGGUGGUCACGGUAUUGGCUUUGAGCAUCUAGGAAAUCACCAUGGUGGGGCAGGGGAUCAAUUUCCAAAUAUACCUAAUGUUCCAAAUGUACCAGGAAACCCACCAUACCCAGGAGGUGGUACAUACCCACCAAGUAAUAGAGGCGGUGGAUAUCCAUCAAGCCUGCCCCCUGCAUACAACGAAGCAAAUCCUACUGAGAAGCCCCCAUACCCACCAAACGACCAUUCAGAUAUGGCCUAUCCGCCACCUUCUGCGAGUGUUCCUGCAUACCCACCAGGGAGACCCCAGCAGCCACUAAGCAGUAAUGGUCCUGGUGCAGCAAGCCUGCCCGAUCUUCCUGCUGUUCCUUCCUCGAGUCCACCCCCAGGCAGCGUCGGAGGACAAAGUAUGAAGGGCGAGGACGUGGACUUUGACGACCUUGCGCGGCGUUUUGAGGAAUUGAAGAAAAAGAAGUAAACAUGUUGGAGAUAAGUAAAAUUUGCGAAACACAAAUUCAAAUGCUAUAAUUUUUGCACAGGUACGCCAAUUAAUUUUGAUUGUAAUGUGAAAUCCUUCUGUGUUAUCGUUUAUUAUUAUCGACUUUGCUUGCUGAAAAGUAUCUAGCAGCUUUCUGUAUGGUGGUAGGGAAGUUGGUAGUUCUUCAGAAAGUACUGAAAUGUUAAAGCAUACUGAUUUUGUAACGUACCAGUAUUAAAAGAUGCAUAAAAUCUAUCGGACACGCUGAUCAGUUGGUCUGCCGUCAAAGGUUGAUCGGAAUUCAGGGAUGGAAGCUCAUCGGCGAUAAAACUGAGCAUUCCAAGAUUGAUUGCCGGGAAAAUUAUUUUGACAAACAUUACUUUGAUAUCUGGGCGAAUGGUGUAGCAUGGUCUAACAAGAUGACUGUAGCCUCCCUUUUCCUACAAUGGUCUCAUUUAGAAACUAGUCUAUCUUGGUGCUCAGCAAAGGGUUACAUUUGCUUCUAUGCAGGUCACUUAUGCAUCUUAUUGCGAUAAGCACUUCCAAUGAAAAUUUGUUAGCAUAAAUAUAUUCUCAGGAAUCUAGCUCACAUUUUUUCAUCAAAAAUAGCACGAUACAUCCAAUGCCACCCAACUGCAUACACCAUGGACUGUUCCCUUGAGCUUUCUUUUGAUUGCCACUACCUUUACCAUGUGAAAUCAUUUUGAAUCUGUGCAUUCUUGGUGGUGUCUCUUUCUUCUUUUAAAUAUCACCAUCUUUUGUCAGUAAGUACCUUCAAGUCCCUCAAAUUUACAGUUUCGUUGGCCCCGAAUGUGUUUUUUGUUGAGCCCGUUUGUAAGUUAUUUAUGUAAUGUACUGCUGUUGUUGUUUCCUUCAAUUUGAUUUAUACUCACGUAAAGCCUUUCAAUUCAAGCAGUAGAUGAAACAUUAAAAAGAAAGCAAAACUUUAUUUUUUUGAGACAUUCCUUGUUAUAUCUUUGAAAAUUUCUAAACUUAAUUAUUUAGUGACUCAAUUAAGUGACGCUGUAGAGAACAAAUGCUUUGAUUUUUUACCUUAUUUAAAUAGAUGAUUAUCAAAAGCGUUUUCAAAAUUCAAAAGUUCUGCUACCUUUUGUUUAAUUUUUUAGUUUGACUGGCUUACUUAAAUUUUGUAACGAUAUGAAGUUAAUGUUUUAAGUUUUAUGUAUUUAACUAAUAAUGUUAUAAGUUUCCUAAUAUGCUCCUGUUGCAUUCCAUAAUUUUCUGUAAAGACAGUAAUAAUUUGUAAUAAUUUGCACA
Messenger RNA from Rhopilema esculentum, 2602 nucleotides. RefSeq names its product IST1 homolog. Gene Ontology annotation, biological process: protein transport. Lineage: Eukaryota; Metazoa; Cnidaria; Scyphozoa; Rhizostomeae; Rhizostomatidae. The record is from RefSeq and is a predicted model, not a curated record.